Racocetra persica is the source of this 175-nucleotide messenger RNA. The record is from the annotation of a GenBank genome assembly. NCBI's taxonomy places the organism in Eukaryota, Fungi, Glomeromycota, Glomeromycetes, Diversisporales, Gigasporaceae.
AAAUGUAACUUACUAUACUGAUGAGAAUGAUGUAUCUAAUGAUUUUAUAGCUACUUUGACAGUAGUAACACAAUAUUUACUAAGUAGAUUUAUGAAAGAUGAAGAUAGGAGAGAAGUUAGUGAUAUUGAUGAAGAUUGGAGGGAAGUUAGUUAUAUUGAUGAAGAUAGGAGGGAA